AUGGCUGCCGAGCUGAGCAUCGGCCCCGAGCUGCCCACCAGCCCCCUGGCCAUGGAGUACGUCAACGACUUCGACCUGAUGAAAUUUGACGUGAAGAAGGAGCCGCUCGGCCGACCCGAUCGCUCGGGCAGGCACUGCACGCGUCUCCAGCCGGCUGGCUCGGUGUCCUCCACCCCUAUCAGCACCCCUUGCAGCUCGGUGCCCUCCUCGCCCAGCUUCAGCCCCACCGAGCAGAAGACGCACCUGGAGGACCUCUACUGGAUGGCCAACAGCUACCAGCAGAUGAACCCGGAGACGCUCAACCUGACGCCGGAGGACGCCGUGGAAGCCCUCAUCGGGUCCCACCAAGUGCCCCAGCAGCUCCAGAGCUUCGAGAGCUUCCGGGCCGCCGCUGCCCACCACCACCACCAUCCCCAUCACCACCCCCACCCCCACCCCCACCACCAAUACGGAGGGAUCCCCCACGAAGACAUGUCCGGCGCCGGCCACCCGCACCAUCACCACCACCACCCGCACCAUCACCAGGCCUCUCCUACGCCCUCCACUUCUUCCAGUUCAUCCCAGCAGAUGCAGAACGCGCACCCUCCUCACCCUUCCUCCGCCUCCUCCUCCGCCUCCUCUUCCAGCAGCGUGGAGGACCGGUUUUCCGACGACCAGCUGGUCUCCAUGUCGGUGCGGGAGCUCAACAGGCACCUGAGGGGCUUCACCAAGGACGAAGUGAUCCGCCUUAAGCAGAAGAGGCGGACCUUGAAGAACCGCGGCUACGCCCAGUCUUGCAGGUACAAGCGGGUCCAGCAGAAACAUCACCUGGAGAACGAGAAGACCCAACUGCUUCAGCAGGUAGAACAGCUCAAGCAAGAAGUGACCCGGCUGGCCAGAGAAAGAGACGCCUACAAGCUCAAGUGCGAGAAACUGGCCAGCAAUGGUUUUCGAGAGGCUGGAUCCACCAGCGACAACCCGUCUUCUCCCGAGUUCUUCAUAACUUUAUCCUGGACUUUGCAAAACAAAGGGACGGGCACCGGACAAGCCAUCUAGAAUACCCACUUUGGAGUUCCUAUAAAACGGAAGAACACAUGGCGAAGGGGGGAAGUGCAUCAGUAGCCUGGAAAAGGAGCAAGGACAAUAUAUGCAGGUUUUUCAUAGAUUGCCUGCUUUGAAAAAAAAGGAACAGAAUUGAGAUGGGACUUAACCAUGUGAGCUAGUAAAAUAGGAAAGGAAAUUAAAGAGAGGGAGAGACAGAAGCCUCCUCAGUUUUAUUGCCUGCUUGAUUAUAUAGGAAAAAAAAUACAAAAAAAAUCUGCAUUAAAAAUAUUAAUCCUGCAUGCUGGACAUGUAUGGUAACUUCUAUUUUGUACCAUUUUCUUGUUUAAGAAUUUCGCAUGUUGUUGAUCAUCGACCAUACUUCUUUUUUUCUGUUGUACUGUUGUUUGUUUCUUUGAAUAAGAAACUGUCACAAAUUCUAUAUAAAAAAACCCUUCUUUUUACUUGCACAUGCAA
Messenger RNA from Protobothrops mucrosquamatus (brown spotted pit viper), 1497 nucleotides. RefSeq names its product MAF bZIP transcription factor B (gene MAFB). Lineage: Eukaryota; Metazoa; Chordata; Lepidosauria; Squamata; Viperidae. The record is from RefSeq and is a predicted model, not a curated record. The transcript has 2 exons. Bases 1 to 1035 code for a protein of 344 amino acids. Gene Ontology annotation, cellular component: nucleus. Gene Ontology annotation, biological process: regulation of myeloid cell differentiation; regulation of transcription by RNA polymerase II. Gene Ontology annotation, molecular function: DNA-binding transcription factor activity, RNA polymerase II-specific; RNA polymerase II cis-regulatory region sequence-specific DNA binding.